Molecule: messenger RNA, 654 nt
Organism: Lycium barbarum (goji berry)
Lineage: Eukaryota; Viridiplantae; Streptophyta; Magnoliopsida; Solanales; Solanaceae
Product: NDR1/HIN1-like protein 3
Exons: 2
Coding region: 1-654 (217 amino acids)
Biological process (GO): defense response to other organism
Source: RefSeq, a predicted model, not a curated record
AUGUAUGGGGGUUCCCGGGAACCCCCAUUGUAUAAUCUAAAACCGCCCCUGUUGGUGGUGGGAGAUAACAUUUAUCUCAUGACAUUAGUCGAGAUACUAUGCGCCAUCAUAGUCAUCUUCGGCAUCAUUGUUCUAGCCAUUUGGCUCAUUUGGAGGCCCAACAAGGUCUAUUUCCACGUGGCGGAUGCCUCAUUGGCCAAAUUCGAUUUCUCCCCUUCAACCAACACCCUUGAUUAUGACCUCAACCUCAGCUUUGACAUUAGAAACUCCAAUGAAAAGCUCGGGGUCCACUUUGACUUCAUCGAGGCCAAGACCACUUUCCAUCAUAGAAGAUUCGCUACCACCAAUCUUGAAUCGUUCUAUCAGGAGCCUAGGAACACCACCACUUUGCACCCAGUGAUCAAGGGACAAAGCGCGGUUGAAUGGGGAAGUAGUGAGAAAUCGGACUAUGAGGACGAGAAGAAAAAUGGAGCUUUCGAUAUUUACACAUUGUUUUCCAUGCGCAUUAGGCUCAAAUCAGGUUGGAUCACAACGGGGAAGCUUAAAUUUCUUGUUGGCUGCUCACUGAAGGUUCCCUUGAAGUCAGAUAAGAUAUCGUCUUCUACUUUUGAGAGAACUAAGUGCAUUACCCUACCUGAUUGGACGAAAUCUUAA